UCUCAGCCAAUAGAAAAGUUGCUCUGGAACGGGACGCUCCGGCGGGCGGGCUGUGCGGGGCGAUGCGGUUCUGGUCCAGGUGUUGCCUGAAGACGAUGUUCUGAUGAAAUUACCUCAUCCCGUCUCAAAGUUCAUGUCCUGUUCCUGUCUCUGUCCAUCCACUGAACUCACGUUAGCACAGUGAGUCUGCCGGCCAUCAUGGCUCCCACUGCUGCAUUGCUGCUGCUGGUUAUCUCCUCCUCUGUGUCCCUCACAGUGGCAGUCUUGUUUGGUGAACCCAGGAUUUUUGGAGAGGAUGCCACUGGUUAUGGGCCCAUUUUUGAAGAGGAGCCUGUCGAUGUCGUCUACAUGGAAGAUUCCCCAGAGAAGAGGAUUUCCAUGAACUGCAGGGCGCGUGCAAACCCACCAGCUUCAUACAGGUGGCGUCGGGACAACUGGGAGAUCAAGUUGAUGGAGCAGCCGGAUGAGCACUACAGCCUGGUUGGAGGGAACCUGGUGAUCACCAAUCCUAUCCAGAAGAAACAUGCCGGGACGUACAUGUGCGUGGCCAAGAACCUCUACGGGACCGUCAUCAGCAAAGAGGCCAGGGUGAAGUUUGGAUUUGUAGAGGAGUUUCCUGAUGAAGAGAGAGACCCAGUCUAUGUGAAAGAAGGACAGGGAGCAGUUCUUCUGUGUGCCCCUCCAAAAGCCUGGCCACAGGAGGUGACCUACCGUUGGAUCUACAACGAGUUCCCAGUUUUCCUGAACACGGACCGCCGUCGGUUUGUCUCCCAGAAGAACGGGAACCUCUACAUCUCCAAGGUGGAAGCUCAGGACGCAGGAAACUACUCCUGCUUUGUUUCCAGUCCCGUCAUAGGGAAGAGCGUCUACUCCAAGUUCAUCCCUCUCAUCCCCUUACCUCCCGAUGAUGGCGAGGAGAGAAAAUAUCCAGCAGACAUAAGAGUGAAGUUUCCAGACACGACUGCCCUGCUGGCCUCCAAUAUCACCUUGGAGUGCUUUGCUCUUGGAAAUCCCAUCCCUCACAUUGUGUGGAGGAAGGUCGACGCCACAGACCUUCCGCCAAAUCAUGAGAUCAGUGAAUCUGGAGCCGUGCUUCAUUUGUACAACAUACAAUAUGAAGAUGUGGGAGGCUACGACUGCGAAGCCAUCAACACUAAAGGAAAGGACUGGCAUAAGGCCUGGCUGUAUGUGGAGUCUGCUCCAGAGUGGGCGGAGACCAUCAAUAACACUCAGGUGGACAUCGGUUCAGAGCACACCAUGCGCUGCGUGGCAUCAGGGAAACCCUACCCUUUCAUUCGCUGGUACAAAGAUGGAUACAUGUAUGGCAAAGGUGAGCUCAAGUUUUCCAGUCUCACUUUUGACGACUCGGGGAUGUACCAGUGUAUCGCAGAGAAUUACUGGGGCAUUAAAUACGCCAACGCUGAGCUGCGAGUCAUUGCCUGCGCUCCAACGUUUGAGUUCAAUCCCGUAAAGAAGAAGCUUCUCGGAGCUGAAAACGGACGCGUGUUGAUUGAGUGUAAACCGAGAGCAGCUCCAAGACCUCAAUUCACCUGGACCAAGGGCAAAGAGCUCCUCUUUAACAGCACACGCAUUACCAUCAUGUAUGAUGGGACGCUGGAGAUCCACAAUGCCACAAAAAACGACGAGGGCCACUACACUUGCUUUGCCGUGAAUGACAGAGGAAAAGCCAACAGCUCCGGGGACCUCACCAUCACAGAGGCUACCAUCAUUACAGUGGCCCCUGAAGACAGUGAGGUCAGGGUUGGGGAUGAGGUGAUUCUCAACUGCGCUGCCUCGUUUGACCCCAUGCUGGACAUCACAUUUAUCUGGACAAUAGACUACAGAAUCAUCGACUUUAACACUGAGUGGCAGAACUAUGAACGUGUUAUGAGCGAAGACGGAGUUGGUGACCUGAAAAUAAUAAACACUCAGAUUUGGCAAGAAGGUCGCUACACCUGCACGGCUCAGACCGUGGUGGACCAAGACACCGCGUACGCCGACCUCAAAGUUGUAGGUGUCCCGGGGCCUCCUGGUGUGAUCCGUGUGGAAGAGAUCGGGGACACGUGGGUGAAGCUGCAGUGGAGCAAAGCAGCUGAGCAUAACAGCCCAAUCCUGUACUACACCGUCCAGACCAGGCACUUCUGGGCUCUGAACGAAGACGACUGGAGGGACGCCAGCACCUCUCCAACUGUUCUUGAUGGAAGUGUGGAGAAGGCCGACGUAACAGACUUGUACCCUUGGAUGGAGUACCAGUUCAGGAUCAUUGCGACCAACGAGUAUGGAUCUGGAGAGGCCAGUAUCCCCUCCCUCAAGAUCAAAACCUGGGACGCCCCUCCAGUCGUUUCUCCCACCGAUGUGGCAGGAUACGGCGGUAGAAAUGGCGAGAUUGUUAUCACUUGGACUCCUGUGGAGCCGUGGUUUUUCUAUGGCAAGAAAUUUGGCUACAUCGUGGCAUUCAAGCCUCACGAUGCGUACGACUGGUGGUACGAGACCAUCUCGGAUCCUGAGACGCGACGAUACGUUCACAGAGAUUCCUACUUUAUUCCUACUGAGGAGGACUUCCAGGUGCGAGAGUUUCAGGUGAAGAUCAAGUCUUUUAAUGUGAAAGGCGACGGACCCUACAGCCUCACCCAAGUCAUCUACUACCCAAGAGAUGUACCCGUAGAAAUGCCAACAGACGUGUACGCGCGGCCGGUGUCCUCCACCGAAGCGCUGGUCUGGUGGCUGCCGGUGGUCGAUACUGGAACAGGUCUACAGCAGUACAUCGAGGGAUAUCAGGUUAAAUACUGGAGGAAGUACGAUGAUCCAGAACCGGGAGCCCAUCGAAUAUUUGUCCCAGCAGCAGUGAAUCAGACCAGGCUGGAGAACAUGCUGCCAGACUCCCACUACCUCAUCGAGGUCCGUGCCUUUAACGGGGCUGGCCUUGGACCUCCGGGUGAACACUGCGAGAUGUUCACAAAGAGGGCGCCACCACCAGACCCACCCAGGAUGUGGCGCUACAUCAGCUGGACAGGACAAUGGUUGUAUGUGUGGUGGGAUCACAUCCAGUACGACUGGUUUGGCAAUAUCUCCUUCCCCCUGUACUACAAGGUCAUGUUCAGAAAGACGGGUUACAUCUACGGGAAGGUCUACGUCACUGGCUGGCACUUUAUGGACUUCCCCAUGCCUCAGGUUGGAGAUUAUGAAUUGAUGGUGCGUGGUCGUUAUGAAGGAGGAGAUGGGCCAGUCAGGAAGAUUAGGAUUCAGGGUAAAGCAUCCAUGACUACGCCCAGUCUAAGCCUCGGGUCAUUGUUGCUGCUGGUGCUGUGCAUUAUGGGAUGGCAAAUUUAACUUAACUUGUACAUACUUGACUCUGGGAAGCAAAUACAUGAAUUGAAUGGAAGAUCCAGUCCUCAAGAUCAGUCUUCACACUUAUAAUCACGGAUUAAAGGGUCCUACAUUAUACAUAUUUAUUGCAUUUCUUCUGUUGUUAGCCCACAUUGAAAACUGUUGCUACUGAAAAAUUCAAUUAGCUGUUAACUAUUACACUUUUAUAGACAACUUACGGGACCAGAAGGCCAGCAGGAUGAGUACAGGGAGCUGUGAAAAUGUGGUUUGUAUGUCUCCAAGGAAGAUGUAAAAGGUGAAUGAGCAGAGAUGAUUGGACGAUGUAAUUUAUGCACUUAUGUCCCCAAAUAAACACUGUUUAGAAAGAAAUGAAUACAUCUGAAAAUAUUAUUUUUUUGUUUUUUCUUACUACACUGUGCUAGGCCCAAUUCUUUUCCCUUUCCUUUAAUGUUAUUUUUGCAUAUAUUUAUAUUGAUCUGAUGUUGAAGUGA
Molecule: messenger RNA, 3818 nt
Organism: Cololabis saira (Pacific saury)
Lineage: Eukaryota; Metazoa; Chordata; Actinopteri; Beloniformes; Belonidae
Gene: cntn1b
Product: contactin 1b
Exons: 24
Coding region: 199-3330 (1043 amino acids)
Biological process (GO): homophilic cell-cell adhesion; axon guidance; dendrite self-avoidance
Cellular component (GO): axon; plasma membrane
Molecular function (GO): cell-cell adhesion mediator activity
Source: RefSeq, a predicted model, not a curated record